AUGGCCGGGCGGCGCUGGGCCGGCCCGUGCGCGGCUCUGACCGUGCUCCUGGCAGCCUGCUCCCUGCCCCGAGGAGGCAGCGCCGGGCGGCUCUUCCUCAACGAGUGGGCAGCGGAGAUCCCGGCCGGCCCCGACGCUGCCAGAGCCAUCGCGGACGAGCUGGACUACGACCUGGUGGGGCAGAUUGGAUCACUGAAAAACCACUACUUAUUCAGACAUAAGAGUCACCCAAGACGGUCCCGAAGAAGUGCUAUUCAUAUCACUAAGAGACUUUCUGAUGAUGAGCGGGUGUCAUGGGCAGAGCAGCAGUAUGAAAAAAAGCGAACUAAGCGUGCUGCCAUGAGAGACUCAGCAGAAAGCCUUUUCAACGACCCUAUGUGGAACCAGCAGUGGUAUCUGCAAGAUACAAGAAUUACUCCAUCCCUGCCCAAACUGGAUCUCCACGUUAUUCCUGUGUGGCAGAAAGGAUUCACAGGCAAGGGAGUUGUCAUCACAGUCCUAGACGAUGGAUUGGAGUGGAAUCACACUGACAUCUAUGCUAACUAUGACCCAAAGGCAAGUUACGAUUUCAACGACAAUGACCAUGACCCCUUUCCUAGAUAUGACCCAACAAAUGAAAACAAGCAUGGGACACGGUGUGCAGGAGAAAUUGCCAUGCAAGCCAACAACAGAAAAUGCGGGGUUGGAGUGGCCUACAAUUCCAGGGUUGGAGGUAUACGAAUGCUGGAUGGAAUAGUCACCGAUGCUAUUGAGGCCAGUUCAAUCGGUUUCAACCCAGAACAUGUGGAUAUUUACAGUGCAAGCUGGGGCCCUAAUGAUGAUGGCAAAACUGUGGAGGGACCUGGGAGACUGGCACAGAAAGCUUUCGAGUAUGGGAUAAACCAGGGUCGAAAUGGGAAAGGCUCCAUUUUCGUGUGGGCUUCAGGGAACGGAGGUCGUCAGGGUGACAACUGCGACUGCGAUGGUUACACUGAUAGCAUCUACACCAUCUCCAUUAGCAGCGCUUCUCAGCAAGGGCUUUCUCCCUGGUAUGCAGAGAAGUGCUCUUCAACUCUGGCCACAGCAUACAGCAGCGGGGAUUAUACUGACCAAAGAAUUACAAGUGUUGAUCUUCACAAUGAAUGCACAGAAACUCACACAGGCACCUCUGCAUCUGCACCUUUGGCAGCAGGAAUUUUUGCUCUGGCACUGGAAGCAAACCCAGAUCUAACAUGGAGGGAUAUGCAGCACUUGGUAGUGUGGACCUCAGAAUAUGAUCCACUGGCUGGAAAUCCAGGAUGGAAAAAAAAUGGAGCGGGACUGAUGGUCAACAGCCGAUUUGGGUUUGGGCUACUCAAUGCCAAUGCCUUGGUGGAUUUAGCUGAUCCCAAGAGGUGGAAAAGUGUACCAGAAAAGAGAGAGUGUAUUGUCAAAGACAAGAGCUUUGAACCCAGAUUAUUAAGAGCAAAUGAAGAAGUCAUUAUUGAAAUUCCCACAAAAGCCUGUGAGGGUCAAGAGAACUCUAUUGCAUCUCUGGAGCACGUGCAGCUCGAGGCAACAAUUGAGUAUUCCCGCAGAGGUGAUCUGCAUGUCACUCUGGUUUCUCCAUCAGGGACCAGCACUGUCUUACUGGCUGAGAGAGAGAGGGACAAAUCUCCCAAUGGCUUCAAGAACUGGGACUUCAUGUCUGUCCACACCUGGGGGGAAAAUCCAGCAGGCACCUGGAUUUUGAGAAUUACUGAUAUGUCCAGACGAAUACAAAAUGAGGGGAGGAUUGUAAACUGGAAAUUGAUUUUGCAUGGCACUGCUACCCAGCCUGAGCACAUGAAGCAGCCACGUGUGUAUACAUCCUACAAUGCUGUGCAGAAUGACAGAAGGGGAGUGGAGAAGAUGACGGAUCUUGUAGAGGAUCAUACUACACUGGAGAGCCUGAGUGAAAAACCCAAGGCCACAGAAGAAACCAGCAGCAGCAGUGACAAAGCAGAAGAUAAAAUCCCAUCAGAAGCCAUGCUGCAUUUACUGCAAAGUGCUUUUAGCAGACAGAUGGAUCAGAAGCAGCUGCCAAAGAAGACUGCAAGUGAGAAGUUAAACAUUCCCUACGAACACUUCUAUCAAGCCCUCAAAAAAUUGAACAAGCCCUCCCAGUUAAGAGGCUCAGAAGAAAGUCUGUACAGUGACUACGUUGAUCUUUUUUACAAUGCCAAACCUUACAAGCAUAGAGAUGAUAGACUGCUGCAAGCGUUGGUCGAUAUCAUAAAUGAAGGAAAUUAACUGUAGGGUAUGGCACUGAGUUGGAAAUAUUCGUUCUCCCCACCUGUAGUUUUUUUUUCCAAAGUCUGUGUAUGCUCUAGUCGUGUGAUUGCUGCUUUGAUUGCUUCAUAUUUAAUGCAAAUAUCAAGGAAGGGAAAAAACAGGUGUGAGGGGAUAAGACAGGAAAAUAACACUUUUUAGUAUUAUCUUUUUUCAAAACCUUUCUUCAGAGUAGAUUUGCCCCCUCAGGCAUGAAAUGCAAUAGUACUCCCCUGAAAACCCUAAUACUCUAUUUUAAACAAUUUUCACAAUUCUUAUUCUUCCACCCUCUUCACUUAAGCAUGCAGUAGGAUUCAAAACCUGAAUUACCAAGCAGUUUUGAACCAAACUGCCAAAGCUAUGGGGAUAUAUUCUCAUCCAUGGAUUUGUCAUGAAUAUUGCAGUCUUUGUUAUAUUUGUCAUUUAUUCCGAUUUAAUACUUGCAGCCAGUACUGCUUCCAUCAUAGGUGUUUUGUUCCUCCUCCAAACAAUGCUCCCUUGCCCUUCUGUUCUCCUGUAGAGGAACAUCUGGGAGGCUGGGGUUGGACUGGGGCAUCAGUGAACACUGAUGAAGUUAUUCACAAUUUAGACUACAGACAGAAACGCACUAACAAAAAAGAGCCCCCACUGAGGUAUUCCAGACCAUGGGAUGGCAUUCUCUCCAGCAGACUUGGAACUUUACCCAAGUGAAGUGCCUGAAUUAUGAGCCUGGUCUUUCUAGGCCGUUUGUGUUUAAUGAGGACAGAGUCUCACUUCAGAGCACUUGGCUUUCUUUUCACAAGUUAUGAAUCACCUGAUGGAGUACUGAUCUGUUUGUGUCAAUUUCAUGAGCUUUGGGCUCCAACCUCCUACCUGUUGAGCCUCAGUCAGGUCUCCAAAGUAGUACCAAGCUGCCUUCUGAGAUGUCCACAUCUGCAAGUAGCCAGGCUAAGUGGAACAGUGAGGCUAGAUGUUGCAGAAAAGUCUACUGUAAAAUUCCCAAAAACAUCUAGGAAAACAAGGCAAAAUUGUCUGAGAUUAAAAAAAAAAAGUAGUACCCUGAGAAGGGUGAGCAUGGAAUGUGGAGUGGGAGGAAGAGGCUGAGGCAGAGGUGGCUGUCAGAAAGCAACUAGGGUGAGCAACCCCCUAACAUUAGCAGCUUUCCACACAUACCUUUUUAACAAGAGUCAAAAUUAUAUUUUUGCUUCUAAUAAUUGAAAAAAAAAAAAAAAAAGCCAUGUUGGAUGUUAAGAAAAGCUAGGGGAUCUAGAACAAGGAAAUGAAGAUUCCCAGGGGAUAGUUAUCUCAUUGAAGUGCUAAAGAAAACCCAAAAAAGUGCUGACUGCUUUUGACUUUUCUUCCUCUUGCCUACUAUUGAAAUGUGUUUUUGCAGACUCUCUAGAAAUAUUUGAUUAGAUUCUUUUUCACUGUCUAUUCCUUAAAAUUAUGCAAGUGUCUCUAAGACAGGAAUUUUACAUUUUGCUCAUAAUCCAUAAGUUCAAAUGAAAGUUUUUCAAACUUCACACUAAAUCCUGUAAUUUAAAGGUAAACCUAUUUACUGUAA
Messenger RNA from Serinus canaria (Common canary), 3811 nucleotides. RefSeq names its product proprotein convertase subtilisin/kexin type 1 (gene PCSK1). The record is from RefSeq and is a predicted model, not a curated record. The coding region runs from base 1 to 2250 and encodes 749 amino acids. The transcript is spliced from 14 exons. Gene Ontology annotation, molecular function: serine-type endopeptidase activity. Gene Ontology annotation, biological process: protein processing. NCBI's taxonomy places the organism in Eukaryota, Metazoa, Chordata, Aves, Passeriformes, Fringillidae. Gene Ontology annotation, cellular component: trans-Golgi network; Golgi membrane.